UCGGAGCCCCUCUGAGCCUCAGAACCGGGCAGACUUCGAAUCUGUACCUUGGAAUCGGACUGGACGUAGAAAAGACUCUCGGCAGGGUCAGUCUUCCUAGGGCUCUGUACGAACGUGCUGUGGAAUCUGCAGCGGGGAAUUCAGGAGCGCAGGGGAGCCGGCAGCUUGGAAGGUCCUGCCGCGGUGCGUGGCGGGCUUCCACCCGCUGCUCCGAAUACAAACGGUCGGCGGGAGAAGCGCGCCCCGGCAUCGGCGUCGGGCCGCAGGGAGUCGUUGCUGGAGGCUGGGCUCCCGGGGCUCUCGGAUUGCACAUGCUACCACCUCCUCUGCCCCUUGUGCGGGGCCGGAGGCCUUUGGAGCCCGUUCUUUGCUCGGCCGCUGCUAGAUCCCAGCUGUACUUGUAUCUUACUCUUCUUCAAAAUAUUUAUUCUGCUGGUACUGAAGAGGAUGUGUUCCAGGGACAUACUUUGUUGUCAGAAAUUCCGUUACCAAAGUGACUUCAUUUUAGAGGAGCUUCAUUCCCAGAGGAUUCAGUACUCAAGUUUGGUAAAGGGAGACACAGCAGCCUCUCUGCCCAUCAUCAGCUAUUCCCUUACCUCAUAUUCACCUUAUGUAGCAGAACUUCUGGUGGACUCCAAUGUAGAGCUCAUAGCAAAGAAUGACUUACGCUUCAUAGAUACCGUCUACAAGCUUCUUCGUAAUCAAUUUAAUUAUAAACCAAUCUUGACGAAAAAGCAGUUUCUCCAGUGUGGAUUUGCAGAAUGGAAAAUCCAAAUUAUAUGUGAUAUUUUGAAUUGUGUGAUGAAAAAGCACAAGGAGUUGAGUGGUCUUGAGAAGACUCCAUCACAACAAAGGAAAAAAAUCAGUUCUGCUAAGUCAGAACCUUGUUCAAGCGCUGAGAAGACAUCAGCUGAACCUGUGGGCAUUGACGUCACUGGCAGGUUUAUGACUUCAGGAAAGAAGAAAGCUGUGGUGAUCCGGCAUCUGUACAAUGAAGAUGGUGCUAACAUUCCUGAAGAUACAGUAACAGAUGUUAAUGAAGCAUUUGAUAUUUGUGACUUAAAGGCUGCUGAAAUAAAGAUUCCUGAAUUACAGGUUACUGAAAUUAAGUGUGAGCAGCAAGAUACAGAAGUCAAUCCUGAGAUUAUUGCACUACAGACUGUGCUUGCUGAAUGCCAAGAAAAGCUGAAGAAACUGACUUGCAUAGAAAGUAGAUUAGAAUCUUUGGAAGAAAAAAUGAAAGGGAAAGUGAUGGUGAAUGAAAAAACCUGGGCUGAUCUUCUAAGUCGUGUCACUCUUCUUGAAACAGAAAUGCUUUUAUCUAAAAAGAAUGAUGAAUAUAUAGAGUUUAAUGAGAUGAGUGAAGACUGUGCUUCUAGUAGCGACAUGGAUAGUCUCAGUCCGGGAAACAACAAUCCAGAAAAUGGAAAGGAUGAAAAAAAUGUAAGUAACAGAAAGGGGCACCAGAAGUUCAUUUCUCUAUAGGGAAUCGUGUUGGAUUACAAUAUAUAAAGAACGUGCAUGUGUGUUUCAAACCUUGAAGGCCUCUCAAUCAGGUGUGGAAUUUCCUUCAGGACUCCAGUGGAUAAUAAAUCCACCUCCAGUUAUGUGUUUGUGAGACGAGUCACUGUUUUUGUUUCCAGCAAGUGAUGUAAAACAUUGUUAAUGGAAUUAAUUGCAGAUUAAAGAGUGCAGUGAUAUUUUUGGUUGAUAGUUAAUCAAGAAGUUAUCUAUUUUUGAUAACUACUUUAUCAAAAUAUUAAAUUGUGUAUGUAGAUGGAUGGUUUGGAGACAUUUUAAGUAUUGUGAAAGUAUUGCUAGUCCUUUUCAGAAAAUUGUUGGUAUGGUAGUACUAAAUAUGAUACUUUUAUCUAGUACAAAUAUGAAAUUACAUGAUUUUUUUAAAGAACAGUUGAAAGAAAAUGUGAAAUGAAAUUGUGUAAGAUUAUCAUGCAGCCUGCUACUUUAAAAGACUAUAAUUUUUUUUUUUUUGGAAAUUUGAGAUGUGCUGAAAUAACUUAUGCUUCAAGAAUUAAAGACGCAUAAUUGACUCUAGUUGUUUUUCCUCCCCUUCUGGCCAUAGUAUACUUAUUAACAGUAACUACCUAUAAAUAAGCAGUGAAAUUUAUUUAAGGCUCAAAAGCAUAACUGCAGCAACCUAAUUCCUAUGCGUCACUAUGAAUUUGUUAUUUACUUAAUAUAUUAUUUACGUAUUAUAUUCCAGGUUUGAAGAAACUGCAGAGUUACUGAAAUGUCCAAAUCACUAAUUAUAGAAUUUUCUGCAUGAACUUCUCUAGGAUUUUGGCUCCUGUACAUGUUGUAUAUCUUAAAGAGUUCUCUCUGCAAUUUUAGUAUACUGUAAUAUUUUUAUUAGAGUUUGAAUUCCAUUUGGUAUAUUAGCUUUUUCAUUCAGUGUUGAAUAAAUACGUAAAUAUUUUUGUGCUGUGAUUGUACCGCUUUACUCUUUUCCUGUUCUUAGGAAAACUUAGGUGCCAGUACAUUUCUUUUGCAGCGUGAAGUCAUUCCAGCACUGUAUUUUUGUGUUGACAUUUUUUGGCAGCGUACUAAGUAGUUUUUUAAAGUACAGGCUUGAGGACCGUGGUUUACAUCCGGUUGGAAACACUCCACCUGGGACUUGCAUAUUGUCCCCAGGAGGCUCUCGUACAUACCAUCUUGCCAUCUGUACUGACGAAUAUCUUGCAGUGAAAAGUUAAAUAUGCUCAUUGAGACUGAAAUACAGCGAAAAUACAGCUAUUUCACGCUCAGUCAAAAGGCAGCAACACGUUUGCAGUUAACGUUGAGGAAGUUAGGGCGUGGUUCUCCUUUUGUAUUUGAAAGCAGGCUGGACAGUGGUGAAAAUGGGCCGAGUAUUUUAGUGCUCUACUCCGUAACACAUUUGAAGAGCAGCAGCUCAGACCCAGAUGGUGGCCAUUCCUGUGUUACAAGAUACACCGUGAGGGUUUUUUUGUUUCUUGUUUUUUUAAAUGAUGGGAAGUUAUAUGUCUUUCUAGAGAGAGAAAGAAGUCUUAGAGGAAGUUACAUUAAGAGAAAAAUGAAAUUCAUUUUAAAAUACUAGAUAAAUUCUUUUAUUUAUUCCUAUGUUUAUAUAAAUGUAAUUUGAUAUUUGUCAAUUAUGAAACAUUAAUAGUAAGUUAAAAUUCUAAGUAGAGAUAACUUUUAAGAAGGCAUUUUUAAUAUUCUACUACAGGUACAUGUGUAGUCGUCAUACUUUAAAAUUAUGAACUUUUGAAGUUAGCAUACAGCUUUGAAUUUAGUAGUUUCAGUAAACAUUUCUAGAAUUAAUGAAUCCAAUUAGCUUUAUUUUUCCAAUUGUAAAAAAUUAUAAAUCAAGAGAUUACAAAAGAAACUACUUUGUCAAUUAAACUUCUAAAACUUCAGCAUCAGCAUGGAGUUGUAGCACCACCUUGUGGUUUACAUGCCAGUAUUUUACCUUUUAUUAAGAUGUGAUUUCCCGUAAAACAUAGGAUCAUAUUUUCCCUUUUGAAAAACUCAAUUCCAAUUUUAAAAAGAAGUGGUUUUGAAAUUUUCUUUUUUGUACAAGAGAGAAGAAAAGAUCAUCUUCUUUUCUCACGGUCUCUUUUUCCCCUCCCUCUCCUUUUUCCUUUAUGUUAGUGUACAUAUAUACCAAUUAGAUGAUUUUAAACAUUUUAAAUUUCCUGAUAUACAUUAAGUGUGCCAAGUAUAAGUUUCUAUUGAAAAUACAGUAAAAGAUGUCUUAUAUUAUCUAGUGGAAAUUUGGAAUCCAAAUUUUUUUCAUACUUUUAUCUAACAACUUAAACAGGAACUAAUGACAUCAACACAUAACACCACCAGACAUUUAUACUUACAAAGAAUCUCACUGUACUACUUUGACAACAUAAUCUUUGGGGAAAAAGAAAGCAAAUUUGACUUCACUGAAGUUGUUGAAGAGAGAGCAAUUAUUUAUUAUUCUAACUCUCUUAGAAAUAGUAGAAAAAAUUAUCCCUCUUAGGUAAUUAGUAGUUGGUAACCACAGACCAGCCCCUUUUGAUUAACUUGAAGGUCUUGAGAAAGUAAGGGAGGGGGGUCCUGGAGAGAUUUGGAGCUACAUAAUUAAACCCGUAGUUAACUGGAAUUUUCACUAACUCCAUCCCCUUAAUUCUCCCAUAAGUGGGAUGAAAGGUAAUGUAUUAUACUGCCCACAAAGGCGUCAGCAGCUGGUGCGGCCCUACUUGUACUGUGCGCUGUGAAUACAACUGCACAGAGGUCAAAUAGAAACACUAAGAAUGCGUAAGGUGAAGUAAGAAGAAGUAAAGUCAACUGUAUGAAAAUUCUAGGCAAAGCCAAGGACUAUUAAGUUGGAAAAAGUAGUUCUAUAUUUGUUUGUUUGUUUUACUUUAACGCUUUGUAAUGUAAUGUUUUAACA
This is a messenger RNA of Balaenoptera musculus (blue whale), 4405 nucleotides long. RefSeq names its product centrosomal protein 44 (gene CEP44). Lineage: Eukaryota; Metazoa; Chordata; Mammalia; Artiodactyla; Balaenopteridae. Gene Ontology annotation, cellular component: centrosome; spindle pole. The record is from RefSeq and is a predicted model, not a curated record. Bases 448 to 1485 code for a protein of 345 amino acids. The transcript is spliced from 10 exons.